GAUGCGAGAGACGCGCAGCGAGAGCCAGACGCGCCGCGUUAAUUAGCGGCGGAUAUAUUAACGGGAAUAACCGGAUUAUGAAGGAUUUGAGCAGGAGAAAUCGCAUGAAUCCGGUGUCAUACAAGGCGAGGGAUUAAAGUUGUGGCUCCACGCCUCCCUCCUGCCCCGGAGCGCAGUGAUGGGGAUCGACCGGCGGCGGAGAGCCUGGCUGGCUCUCACCUUGAACUUGGUCGCCCUGUUCCUGGCCGUGUCGGCGCUGACCACCAGCUACUGGUGCGAGGGGCUGAGGAAGGUGGUGAAGCCCUUCUGCUCCGGCCCCGUCACCACCAGGCAGUCCUUCUGCAUCAUGUUCAACAGCUCCAACAUCAACGACUCGCGCCUGGUCCAGUACAUCUGGGAGACCGGCGAGGACAAGUACGUGAUGAGGAAGUUUCACACGGGCAUCUGGUUCUCCUGCGAGCAGAACAUCAACAUGACCGGUGAAAAAUGCAGGAAUUUUAUUUAUGUUGCACCACUGAAUGAAAGAGGAGUGCUGUGGCUGUGCAUCGUGGCAGAGUGCCUGUACAUCCUCCUGCUGGCCACCGGGGGCAUCCUCAUGUCUCUAGAAGUGUGUCACUUUGGAAACGUCAUCGACGGCCUGAAGCUCAACGCUUUCGCUGCCAUAUUCACCGUGCUUUCAGGGCUGCUGGGCAUGGUGGCCCACAUGAUGUUCACCACGGCCUUCCAGCUGACCGUCAGCCUCGGCCCAGAGGACUGGAAACCUCAAUCGUGGGACUACAGCUGGUCCUACAUCUUGGCUUGGAGCUCCUUCACCGCCUGCAUGGCGUCCUCGGUCACCACCAUCAACCGCUACACCAAAACCAUCCUGGAGUUCAAGCACAAGCGCAGGAACAUCGAGAAGAACCUCAAGAUCAAGCAGAAGCUGCUGGAACUGGACUCGCCGGAGCAGGUGUGGGACAUGUACAUCAGCUCGGUGCCCAGCACUGCCGAGGAGCUGCUGGACCUGUCGUCCCCCAGCGACCGCAAACUCUCCAACACCUCCAUUUUCCUGGACCUCAACGACCUGCCCGAGCCGCAGGGGGAGGAGUACUGCUAGAGUAGGCGCUACGCCACACCGAGUCCGUCGUUUAUGUUUGAUGUAAAUACUGCAAGGGAAACACGGGGGGGUCGAGAAUUCCUACGACAUGUUGUUUACCACAAACUGAGCAUGUUUUGAGCCAGCUGGUGAAGUCUGUAGUUCUGUUAACGUUGUCACUGGACCUUUAGUUGAGUCGAUGUUUCAGGUUCAUCAGACAGUUGUUGAUGAGUACAUGAGAUACAUCAGAUCAAAGACACAAUAAAAUGAAGAAGAGCUUAAAAUAAUGCCUUCUGAGUUCAUCAGAGGAGAAUAAUGAGCAAAAACAAUAAAGAGGUUGAGACUCCAGCAAUACUUUGAGUAAAAUGAGUUUAAAGCCACACUAUGUAGUAACACCACAUCUGACCGCAUGAGGGCUUCUCGACCUGCUCUGUUGACUGUGGUAAGAAGUCCGACACAUCUUGUAAUAACCACUUUGUCCCAGUAGAGGUACACUUUGUAGGGCAUAGUACCAACCAUCUAACUUCCUGGUUCAGUCUCACGCUAAGCUAAGUUUCGUUGCAGUUCAUCGACUGACCGCUAAAAGUUCAAAAAGCAAGUCAACCUCCAUUAACCUCCGUUUAAAAAAAGCCUGGUUGAAAAAAAAACAAUUUUGGUCUCGCCAGGAGAGUUUGUACAAAGCAUUACAUUUAUUUCUAAUAUGAUUGAUUCACAGUCGAC
This is a messenger RNA of Cololabis saira (Pacific saury), 1795 nucleotides long. RefSeq names its product gsg1-like 2b (gene gsg1l2b). The record is from RefSeq and is a predicted model, not a curated record. Lineage: Eukaryota; Metazoa; Chordata; Actinopteri; Beloniformes; Belonidae. The transcript has 5 exons. Bases 179 to 1096 code for a protein of 305 amino acids. Gene Ontology annotation, cellular component: plasma membrane.